CCUCCUCCCUCCCCCGCCCCUCCCCGCGCGAGUGUCUCCCUCUCCCUCGCUCCCUCUCUCUCUCCCUCUCUCUCUCUUUUGUGAGUUAUAGCAACCGUUGCCUUGUGAAUCAAGCGCCAUAGUCACCGUAGUCCUGGCGACUGUUACCCAUCAACAACAACUACUCCUCUCCUCCUCCUCUUCCUCCUCCUCCUCCCCACCACCACCAUCUCCAUCACCCACCAACAACACCACAAUAAUCCACAGCCAAGGAAACCUGUUUGUCCGUGGUGCUAUGGAAACUAUAAGAGAACUUCUCUCUGCUGUCUAUCACCUAGCCCCUCUGUCACCUCCAGCUGUCUCAGAGACCAUCAUGCAGACUUCAGAGACGGGUUCAGACACAGGUUCGACAGUGACUCUGCAGACAUCUGUGGCUAGCCAAGCAGCAGUGCCUACACAGGUGGUACAGCAAGUGCCAGUCCAGCAGCAGGUGCAGCAGGUACAGACGGUUCAGCAGGUCCAACAUGUCUACCCAGCUCAGGUGCAGUAUGUGGAAGGAAGCGAUACUGUCUACACCAAUGGAGCAAUCCGAACAACAACUUACCCUUAUACAGAAACACAGAUGUACAGCCAAAACACUGGAGGAAAUUACUUUGAUACUCAAGGAAGUUCAGCACAGGUGACAACCGUGGUGUCCUCCCACAGUAUGGUGGGUACUGGUGGUAUUCAGAUGGGCGUCACAGGAGGACAGCUCAUCAGCAGCUCUGGAGGAACCUAUCUGAUUGGCAAUUCAAUGGAGAAUUCUGGUCACUCAGUGACACACACAACCCGGGCCUCUCCAGCAACAAUUGAAAUGGCGAUUGAGACGCUGCAAAAGUCUGACGGUCUGUCCACUCACAGAAGCUCUCUUCUCAACAGCCAUCUCCAGUGGCUGUUGGACAAUUACGAGACAGCAGAAGGAGUAAGCCUUCCAAGAAGCACCCUGUACAAUCACUAUCUGCGACACUGUCAGGAACACAAACUGGACCCAGUCAACGCUGCCUCUUUUGGGAAACUAAUAAGGUCCAUUUUUAUGGGGCUGCGAACUAGGAGACUAGGAACUAGAGGAAACUCCAAGUAUCAUUACUAUGGGAUUCGUGUGAAGCCAGAUUCUCCUCUUAAUCGUCUACAAGAAGAUAUGCAGUAUAUGGCUAUGAGACAACAACCCAUGCAGCAGAAGCAAAGGUACAAGCCUAUGCAGAAAGUGGAUGGGGUUGCAGAUGGUUUCACAGGAAGUGGCCAACAGACAGGCACAUCUGUUGAGCAAACUGUAAUUGCCCAAAGUCAACAUCAUCAACAGUUUUUAGAUGCAUCUCGAGCACUUCCAGAGUUUGGAGAAGUUGAAAUCUCUUCUCUACCUGAUGGUACUACCUUUGAGGAUAUCAAGUCACUGCAAAGUCUUUAUCGAGAGCACUGUGAGGCAAUAUUGGACGUUGUUGUGAAUCUUCAGUUUAGCCUGAUAGAAAAAUUAUGGCAAACAUUCUGGCGCUAUUCUCCCUCUACUCCAACUGACGGCACUACCAUUACUGAAUCAAGCAAUCUGAGUGAAAUAGAAAGUCGACUUCCGAAAGCAAAGCUGAUAACUCUGUGCAAACAUGAGUCUAUCCUGAAAUGGAUGUGUAACUGUGACCAUGGGAUGUACCAGGCUUUGGUGGAGAUUCUCAUCCCCGACGUCCUUAGACCCAUUCCUAGUGCCUUGACCCAAGCCAUUCGAAAUUUUGCAAAAAGCCUUGAAGGUUGGCUUUCAAAUGCCAUGAACAAUAUUCCACAGAGAAUGAUACAAACCAAGGUUGCCGCUGUAAGUGCCUUUGCCCAGACUCUGCGAAGAUACACAUCGCUCAAUCACCUGGCCCAGGCAGCCCGUGCUGUACUUCAGAACACUUCCCAGAUCAACCAGAUGCUCAGCGACCUCAACCGCGUUGACUUUGCCAAUGUCCAGGAGCAGGCUUCCUGGGUGUGCCAGUGUGAUGACAACAUGGUUCAGAGACUAGAAACAGACUUCAAGAUGACGCUUCAGCAGCAGAGCACACUGGAGCAGUGGGCAGCGUGGCUGGAUAAUGUGAUGAUGCAAGCCCUGAAACCCUAUGAAGGGAGACCCAGCUUCCCCAAGGCCGCCCGGCAGUUCCUACUCAAGUGGUCUUUCUACAGCUCAAUGGUUAUUCGGGACUUAACCUUACGUAGUGCUGCUAGCUUUGGCUCCUUUCACCUGAUCCGGCUACUCUAUGAUGAGUACAUGUUCUACUUGGUAGAGCAUCGUGUUGCUCAAGCAACAGGAGAGACGCCGAUAGCAGUGAUGGGCGAGUUUGGCGAUUUAAAUGCUGUGUCUCCUGGAAAUCUGGAUAAAGAUGAAGGCAGUGAAGUAGAAAGCGAGAUGGAUGAAGACCUGGAUGAUUCUUCAGAGCCUCAGGCCAAAAGAGAGAAAACAGAGCUGAGCCAGGCGUUCCAAGUUGGCUGCAUGCAGCCGGUUCUGGAGAGUGGUGUGCAGCCCAGCCUGCUGAGCCCCAUCCACAGUGAACACAUCGUCACAAGCACUCAGACCAUCAGGCAGUGCAGUGCCACAGGCAACACCUAUACCGCCGUUUAACAGCAGGAAAACAACGUUUGCAGCUCACUUUAACCCCGCUGAUACUGGGCUUAAGCUGAAAUUUUAGCAAGCCUGAAGGUUGACUGUUGUCAAAAGUCUAUCUGUGCUGAACAUUACCUUUUUGGAGUUGUGAAAUGGAAUGGGUGUAUGUAUUUUUCCAGGUCAUUUUUUUUUUAAACACGAAUUAUUUGCCUUUUAAUAAUAAGAGUUUGUCCCCUCCUUAGUUUCAGGUGUCAAGAAGGAUUUUUACAACACAUAAUGUCGUUGUUUUUGUUUUCUCAUAAUUAAAAGGUAAUUUACAUUUUGUAGCUUAAAAUAUUUUAUUGUUGAUUGUUAGUCUUGGUGUAUGAUUUAUGUGUAAGUUUUUUAAUUAGAUGCACUUCUGUGAAAUAUCAAAAGAAAUGAAUUUCUUUGAUUUACACUGGAGGCAUGCCCAUUUGGCAGCAGAUGCAUCAAAUUUGCUUCUGAAAGGUGCUUCUCAUUGGACAGAACCAUAAGACACUAUUUUGAUAACAUUUUGGAGUACGGAGAGAAUACAGAGCAUUUUUAUUAUAGUGGUAGAGGGUUGGGAAGGUCAUCUAUUUUUCUCUGAAAAAAAUAAAAUGAGCUGUGCAUUUAUCAGUUCAGGGUAAAUGACAGAAUGGCAAGAGAUUAUGCUAAUAUGUACAUAAUUUGUGUACAUAACUAUUAAACCAGUUAACAAUGCAAGCUUCCGUUAGACAUUGACUUUUAACUAAUUGCAUACCAAUUCCUCUGUUUAAAGACUACUGAUUCUGUAUUGGGACCACUGCACAGAUGCACUCUGCUGUUAAGUGGGGCUGUUGUAGUUAGGUACUGAAGCUGAAAAAUGACUUGACUUUUUUUUUUUUUUAAGUGUACAUGCUACUUAUACUGAGCUGGACAUACAGGAAACCAUUCCAUUCGGAUGACUUUCUUUGAUUCCAGGUCUUUUUUCUAAUAGUAGUUCAAUAUGCUGCUAUUAUAAAAGAAAUGUAUAGGAUGCAAGGAAUGUAGCGACCUGCAUAUGUUAUCUCCUGGUUUCUAAAGUACAUGGAUUUAAAUUUUACACAGAACCUAAAGGCAGUGUGACUGGCACACCUCACUGUUGCUAACCCCGAUUCUGUAGGAUUUGGAUAGGUGGCUGGAUGGACCAUUGCCAUUGAAGAAUGUACAUCAGGGAUCAUCGUACCUCGGCUAUUACAUGGUGCCUUAAAACAGAACUGAGCUAAGGUUUAGUAAGGUUUAUUUUGUUCGUGUGAAUAACUCGUCAAUCCAUUUGGUAAAGUGUGCCUGUCAUGCUCAGAUUCCUGAAGUAAGGACAGGUCACAUGUUCUUCAAGGGGAAUUUAGGGGAAAAUGAAGCAAAACAAAGAGACAAAAACUUCAGUUUCUCUCUGAGUGACUGUGAGUGGACUUCUCUAUGUUUUAUCCUUGGAGCUGAAUAUCACUUGAUUAUAAAUCAGAUUGCUAAGGGUGUGGACUAACAGGCUAGCUUUCAUACAAACAUGUUACAUAAGCAUCAUAUGUUUUAAACCAUUCUUACCUAGUUACAAUUCUAGAAAGUUAACAGAAUGAGCAGGUACUUAUUGAAGUGCAUCUUUUCAGUCUAAAUGUCUAUCUGUGUGUCUGAGUGUCUCUGUGUACACACACACACACACACACACACACACACACACACGCACGCACAUGCGCUCACACACAUACACAGACAGAGAGAGAGAGCAGGAGACUGCUACAAUAGGAAGGUGAGAUCCUAAAGAGCACAGGCUUAUCACAUUUUAUUUUGCAUGAAAAGCCACAGUUCUUUUAAGCACUCUAUCAACAACAACAAAAUAAGAUACAUCCUUUUGUUUAAGUAACUAUAAAAGUCAGUGAAAGUCAAUAAAUAACGAUAUCAAUAAAGCCAAAAAAAAUAAAAAAGGAAAGGAAAGCACAAAAUGAUAUAUGAAUCACUACUGAGGCCUAUAAUAAAAUGAAGACUUCAUCUUUCCAGUUGGGUUGGGUGAGGGGUAUGGUUGAGGAGAUGAGGCUGCGCCAAUCUGGAAAGUUAAAAUACCAAAUGGCUUGUCAGGAAACACAGUGUAUUGAAACUGUUAUUGCCUGAUUGUCUCAAACUUCUGAAGUUCAACAGCAUUUCUUAAGUAAAAUUUAAAUGUCGUAAAUAUAAUUUUUAGUGGGUUCAGAUU
Messenger RNA from Phodopus roborovskii (desert hamster), 4787 nucleotides. It is a transcript of the gene Rfx3, whose product is annotated as regulatory factor X3. Gene Ontology annotation, cellular component: nucleus. Gene Ontology annotation, molecular function: RNA polymerase II cis-regulatory region sequence-specific DNA binding; DNA-binding transcription factor activity, RNA polymerase II-specific. Bases 275 to 2602 code for a protein of 775 amino acids. NCBI's taxonomy places the organism in Eukaryota, Metazoa, Chordata, Mammalia, Rodentia, Cricetidae. The transcript has 18 exons. The record is from RefSeq and is a predicted model, not a curated record. Gene Ontology annotation, biological process: regulation of transcription by RNA polymerase II.